Messenger RNA from Tigriopus californicus, 5841 nucleotides. RefSeq lists its product as uncharacterized. The record is from RefSeq and is a predicted model, not a curated record. Gene Ontology annotation, biological process: negative regulation of protein kinase activity; protein dephosphorylation. Lineage: Eukaryota; Metazoa; Arthropoda; Copepoda; Harpacticoida; Harpacticidae. Bases 220 to 5655 code for a protein of 1811 amino acids. The transcript is spliced from 11 exons. Gene Ontology annotation, molecular function: cation binding; protein serine/threonine phosphatase activity.
ACACCAAGUACUUUUAAGUAUAGAGUAGGAGCGGAGAUCGUUGAUGGUGUGAUUCUAGCCGAGUUUGCAUCUAGCCACCGAAUCAUAAAAAGGGAAAACACGGAAAACUCUUUUAGCGACUCACGGUUCAAAAGUAGCCGGAAAUUGUGAGUGUAUUGGUUAAGUGUCAGAAACGGGUGAAGUGUGCGUGCGGCUCAUCGGUGACUAUUAUUGUGGAUCAUGCCAGGCCAGGAAGCCCUGGAUGGGUCGCCCCCGCCUCCCGCGGCUCCCCAAUCCUUGGACGAGUUCCUGGCUCACUUUUUGAGCAAUCAUCGGGAUGAGAACUUUUUGAGCGUGAAACAGGGCAAUUACACCAUCACGGAGGCCGAGUUUGUGGGCGAGGUGGCCGAUUGGAUCCAACAAUACCUACAGUACAUGUCUUGUCCCUCCCAUUUAGAGGCUGAUAUCACCCGAGAGGUCCUGAAUGAGGCCAAAAACCGAUACAUUCACAAUGGGUUUCAAGGUGGCUCAGAUGAAGUCGAUGGAGGUAACAACGGCAUUUCGCGGAGUGAAGAACGGUCUGUCAGCUGUGAUCAACUCAAUAACACCGAAGCCUCCUCCGAAGGACGAGGAUUGGGCUCGAAAGCCGCUUUCAAAUCCAUGUUGCUUUUAAAAGACGUUACCUCAACGAUGAAUGAAGUGUGCAAGCGACUAAAGUCGGAAGGAAGUACGGUCAAAACGGGGCGUGUUCUCCCCUCAGCCGUGUCAGCCAUCAAAAACGGCCGACGUAGAAUGGAGGACCGUCACGUAGCCCUUCAUGAUGUGAACCUGGUAUUCGGAGAUAUCCUACCAAAGUUGAAGAACGAACCGCCUCUGUCAUUCUACGGCGUGUAUGACGGGCAUGCGGGCAAGGAUGCGGCAGCCUACGCCGCCUGCAGCAUUCACGAAAGAAUGCUAGCUUCCGAUCGCUACCCCGCUGAUCCGAUUUUGGCCAUCAAAGAGGCUUUUGUGAAGACUGACGAGACCUUCAGGAAUAAAAACAAUGACGAGCAUCCUUUAAGCAGUGGAACCACAGCCGUGUGCAGUUUAAUCCGUGGAAAUACACUCUACUCAGCGUGGUUGGGAGAUUCACAAGCCGUGCUAGUCAGAAAUGGAGAGCCUUUACAUAUCAGUGAACCUCAUAAACCUAACCGCCCGGACGAAAAAGCUCGCAUUGAGGAACUGGGUGGAACCGUUAUCUAUUGGGGAACAUGGAGAGUCAACGGACAGUUAGCUGUCUCUAGAGCUAUAGGUGAUGCCGAAUACAAACCGUAUGUGUCUUCCGAACCCGAUGUGACCACCGUUGAAAUGAAUGGUAGUGAAGACUUUAUCAUAAUCGCCUGUGAUGGCCUCUGGGAUACGGUCACGCCCAUUCAAGCCACCCAAUGCGUAUUCCAACAACUCAGGGAAGAUAAAGAAAACCUCGACUUGGUCAGCCAACGCCUCGUCACACUAGCCAAAGACAACGGAUCUACGGACAAUAUCACCAUUAUUGUGGUCCUUCUCAAACCCGCCGCAGAGUUAGCUUCGAGAGACGAGCCCGACGCCGCUUCUUCCAAGAGCGCAACUUCGGAAAUUUAUCAAGGCGUGAGUUCCACGUGUGCCUUCAUUAGCAACCGUCAAGACCCUUAUCAAUCCAUGGACAAAAGCACGGAAGACUUGGCCAGCCCGGCUGUUGGCAACCCGUUUGCCACGCCCAUGGACUCGGAAAUGAACACCAACGGCUCCUCCCAGAAUAACCACUUCUUCGACUCGCCUAGUGGAGGCGGCAUGUUCAGUGAUUCUCCCAAUCCGUUUGCCGAGGCCGGGGCCAAGUUCUCCAAUGAGGAUAUGGAGGCCUUGGCCAAGGACAUGCAUUUCGAGAGGGCGUCGCCGUCCAUGUUCGAUCAAUCCCUGGAUUCUGACUCCAGCAGACCGUCCGAGGAUACCAAUCCCAGCAAGAAUACAGAUCACAAUGACGAGCCUGACUUUAUGGCCAACCAGGAAAAUGCAUGGAUCAAUCAUGGACAUCCAUAUCUGGCUGGUCAACACAAGCGAGACUCUGGCUUCAUAUCGCCUGCUGGAACUUCCAACAAUCAUAGCGCCUCGUCCGAAGAUUCAGCCGAGAAUCAUGCCGAACGUGAACACUCCCCGGAAUCUGAGGAAGGGCAUCAUUCUGUUGAGGUCAAAGACACCCUGGAUGAAGAAGAGGCCGAAAGCAUGGAAGUGACGAAACUCCUGGCAUCGGCGGGCGGUGCCAAAUUGGACGAGUUGCUCAAAUCGAGCAGAGAGGAGACACCAACCCCACCGAUUGAGGAUAAUGAUUCCACUUUGGAAGAUAUAUUAGCGCAAGCCCGAGAACAGCCCGCCUCCUUGACCAGUGAAGUGUUGGAUGAAGACGAAGAUUCUUCGUCCGAAGGAGAACACCAAGAACCACCCACUUCUCGACCUCCUGAUGCUCCCAAGGAGGAGUUGAUUGAACUUCCCACGGUAGAGGACGAUUCCAGCUCAGAGGACAACGGAGAGGGAUUCACUUUCGUCAAGGAGACGUCAUCGGAAAAGGACCCGACGUCCCUAGGCAGUGAAGAGGACCUUCCCCCACCUUCUGUGGAAGCUCCCCAACGACCAUUGGAGGACAAUUUAGACCCCUUCAGCGUUCCUCAAACAAAUACUGUAGAGGAGCAAGCCACAUCUUUCGACCUCUUGGGUUCGGCCGAUAAUCCCAGUAUUGACUCCGAGCCGGUGGACAAUCCUUUUGCACCAUCGCCUGCUUCUGAUCCUCCGAGUGUUGAAGAAGUGGCCACUGAGGUCGCUGCAUCCACCCUAAACGCUCUCGAAGAAGAUUCUCAACCUUCAGGGCCCUCCAGUUUGGAGUCCCAAACUGGUCCGUCCUCUGUGAUUGUGGAAAGCCAAGAAGUUCCCAAUCCGGAUCAAGCCUCCUUCAUCGUCAAGACCACAGACGACCUUAUCAGCGCCCAAGAGCCAGUGGUCGAGGUCAUACCAAGUGAAACUCUCGGGAAUCAGAGCCCAAUUCUGGAGGAACAAGAGGAACCCCAGAUAAUGGCAUCCACCAUCUCUGAGAGUAUGAACAGUUUUGAAGCACCCAGAACUUCACAAGACAUGUUCGACGAAGCGCACAAUGGUGGGGUCGGACAUGGGCACGAGAAUGACUCGAAUGUCGUCUUCCACGAGGAAGAGAACCAAUCCCUAUCUUCGGACUUUGUUCUCAAAACCAACUCCGGGGACUUUGAUUCCAAAAGCGAACACAAAGACGAAAGCCCCAUGUCGUCCAUUGGUCAAUCUGACAUCCCCACUCUUGUGGUGACUGAAAGCACGCCUCAAAAACGAGAUUUUGAUGAUGAAGAGGACGAGGCUGAAGAGCAACAGAAGCAAACUGACAUUGUGGAAGAAACACCAGAAAAGGAGCCAGAAAUUCAGAAAUUCCAAAUCGAAGAAAAUCCCCCCACGCCCGAUAUGGAACCCCCAGCCGCGGUCGAUUUCCCUAUUUUGGAAAAGACCGUGUCAACUGAGGCGGUACAUGACGAGCCCCUGGUCACAGAGGUCAAGCACUUUGAAACGCGGGAACCUGUGGAAGAACCAAUGAUGGUUGAAAAGCAUAUUGAGCCGCUUUGUGAUCCAUGCGAGAAUGCUUCAAACUCAACUGAAAAUGUCGUGAUCAAAACUGAACCCAUGGAGGUCGAGGGACAAGAAUCUGCACUUGUAAGUCCACAGAGCAUACCUAGCAAUGCUGAGGAGCCCGAAGUCAAAUUGGAGCCUGAAGCCGAAGAUACUGCUUUCAAGCCAAGUUCAGAUGGGGUCCAGAUCGAAGCCCUUGUUGAAACUGAGGCUCCUGUUGAAAUUGAGGCCAAUAUCGAAACUGAGGCUCCUGUUGAAACUGAGGCCCCUCUUGAAACUGAGGGCCCUGUUGAAACUAAGGCCCCUGUUGAAACUGAGGCCCCUGUUGAAACUGAGGCCUCUGUUGAAACUGAGGCCCCUGUUGAAACUGAGGCCCCUGUUGAAACUGAGGCCCCUGUUGAAACCGAGGCCCCUGUUGAAACUGAGGCCCCUGUUGAGACCCAUGCUGAGACCCAUGCUGAGAUCCUUGUUGAAGCCGAGACUCCUGUUGAUGCCCCUAUCGAAGCUCAGGUCCCAGUUCUUGCAGAGACCCCAGUUGAAGCUGAAACUCCGGUUGAGACCCCUGUUGAGGCUGAGCUUCCGGUUGAGGCUGAGCUUCCGGUUGAAGCCCCUGUUGAAACCCCUGUUGAAGCUGAGACUCCGGUUGAAGCUCCCGAAGAGGCCCCUGUUGAAGCUGAGACUCCGGUUGAAGCUCCCGAAGAGGCCCCUGUAGAGGCCGAGGCCCCUGUUGAUGCGGAACCUCCUAUUCUUGCCGAGGCUCCUGCUGAAACAAUUGAGAAGGUUGAUGAAGAUACCAAUGCGGCUGAAAUUGCAGUAGCAGCCGCUGCGGCAGGCACUGCACUGGUUGGGCUUGCCGCAGGAGCCGCAAUUUUGAGCAAAGAUAAAGAUGAAAAGGCGAAGGACGCCGGUAAGAAAACUGGGGAUCCCAAACCGAAGAGUAAAGCCAACCCUCCUCUACGACAACCCAACAGCCGAAGUCCGCUCGCGUCCAAGUCUUCUACAGCGAAAAAUGCCUCCACGGCGAUCACCAGACCCGGGUCUGCUACGACCAAGCCCGCUUCAACCCGACCCACCGCUUCCACCGGCGCUCCCAAGUCAACUGUGGGCGCUAAACGCCCUGUGGGCACCACCGUGCCCAAAAGCACCACGGCUCGACCGACCCCGGCUUCCACUGUGAGCAAAUCCGCAGCCCCUAAGCGACCAACCCCAGGAGCGACCUCUACUCGACCGGCAUCGGCCACUUCCUCUCGACCAGGAAGUGCCCCCAAACCCACGGUGUCUCGAGUGACCCCAGGGGCCCGACCCACCCCCGCUAGUACCACCCGAAAGCCCCUGACGUCAAAGCCCUCGCCAGCUGGAACAGCCACGAAAGCCCCCGCCGCUCCUCGAACUUCUACCACUCGACCCACCCCUAAUGGAACAGCUUCUAGCCGUGUAGGCUCUACUCGACCCACGGGAACCACUGCGCCCAGCGGGGUCAAGAAACCUUUGGCCAACGGCGUAGCCAAACCCGCUGCCCCCAAGUCAACCAUGUCUGCAGCCCGUACUGCGUCCUCUGCGCGUCCUGGCUCGGCAUCAUCCACUACUGGACCCAAACCAAUCGCGAAAGCCCCCAUUUCAAGGCCCGCUCCCUCGUCACGCGUUCCACCAAAGACCACAACCACCGCCAGUCGAACUAGUGCUGGCCCGGCAAAGGCAGGUCCAACGGCUCGACCCACUUCAGCCAGCACCGCACGGCCAGGGAUCAGUCGACCUGGCUCAAAGGCGGUGCCCAAGCUGACCGGCGUGACCUCGAAAGUGAACUCUCGACCCACGUCCAAUGGAAUCAAGAAAGACGCCAAGAAAUCCCCUGAGAAAGCCACCACCGCUCCGGAAGAGUCUCAAGUCAAUAAUGAAAUUGAAGCCACUAAUGGGGAGUCGCCAAAUGCUGACGACUCGGCCCCUGUCGAGAAUGGUGAUGCGGCGCCGGCUAAUCCAGCCGCGGUUCCUUCAGAGCCAGUUCCCAUUGAGUCAGACCUCUAGAAAUCCGGAGGAACACCACGUGGUGUCGAAUAGCUCGACCUUUCAAAAUCCUUGACAACUCACAUUCACAUUUAAUACGAAAAGAAAAGCAAGCGCGAUAUUGACAUGAGAUCUCAUAACUUGAAAAGUUUAUGAGAAUGGAUCUCUGACGGAUUUCUUUAUAUAAUAAACAUUACAGCAUCAUUA